UCAUUUUCCAUUUUUAAAAUUAAAAAUCAUAUAAAAUAUAUUUUCUAAGGAUCGCUUAAAACAUUUUCCAUGAAAUUUUCGGUUUUCUUCUAAAAGUUUUAUAGAAUUUAAGCUCAGUUAUCUACUGUUAAUUUUCUGUAAUCCAACAAUGGAAGCUAACUUCCAAUGCUCGCUCUACCAUCUUCACCCUUUCUCUUCCAAUAUGGGAUUUCCUGCUCUAAACCCUUGUUCCACCCUUAAACCUUUCCGUUUGAAUCAAAGCUCCGUCGGAAUUCAUUGGCGGUCACUGCAAGUAGGGUUUCGAUCAUCGAGGUCCCGACUCUUGGUUUCCAAUUCGGUGACUGACCGUCAAACUUCGACUGUUGAAAGAGGAGGUACUGAGGGUGUGGCCUCUGCGAGUCCCGUUUAUGUCGCCACUCCUCCCAACCGUGAGCUUCGAACUCCUCACAGCGGGUACCAUUUUGAUGGAACCACGCGGCAAUUUUUUGAGGGUUGGUACUUCAAGGUCUCUAUUCCUGAGCGGAAGGAGAGCUUUUGUUUCAUGUAUUCUGUGGAGAAUCCAGCAUUUCGGAAGAAAUUGUCGCCCUUGGAAGUGGCACAGCAUGGACCCAGAUCCACUGGAGUUGGUGCUCAAAUUCUCGGGGCUUCUGACAAGUAUAUAUGUCAAUAUUCUGAAGAAUCUCAGAACUUCUGGGGAAGUAGGCAUGAACUGAUGUUGGGAAAUACUUUUGUGGCUGAGAAAGGCAUGCAGCCUCCAUCCAAGGAGGUUCCUCCUCAGGAGUUUAAUAGAAUGGUUUCAGAAGGUUUUCAAGUCACCCCAUUAUGGCAUCAAGGUUUUAUUCGUGAUGAUGGCAGGUCAGAUUAUGUGAAAACUGUGAAAACUGCACGUUGGGAGUACAGUACUCGCCCUGUUUAUGGAUGGGGUAAUGUGGGAUCCAAACAACAGUCCACUGCAGGCUGGCCUGCUGCAUUUCCUGUAUUUGAACCCCAUUGGCAAAUAUGCAUGGCAGCCGGACUUUCAACAGGCUGGAUAGAGUGGGAUGGUGAAAGAUUUGAUUUCAAAGAUGCACCUUCUUACUCAGAAAAGAACUGGGGUGGAGGCUUCCCAAGGAAAUGGUUUUGGGCUCAGUGUAAUGUCUUUGAAGGUGCAAGCGGAGAAGUUGCUUUGACUGUGGGUGGUGGGCUGAGGCAAUUGCCUGGACUAACUGUGACCUUUGAAAAUGCUGCAUUGAUUGGACUGCAUUAUGAUGGAAUUUUCUAUGAAUUUGUACCAUGGAAAGGUGUUGUAACUUGGGAAAUCAGCCCAUGGGGUUACUGGUUCGUAACUGCUGAGAAUGAGACACAUUUGGUUGAAUUGGAGGCAACAACAAAGGAUCCAGGAACAACACUGCGUGCUCCAACAAUAGAGGCUGGCCUUGCUCCAGCUUGCAAAGAUACUUGUUAUGGUGUUCUGAAAUUGAAAUUAUGGGAACGAAGAUAUGAUGGCUCUAAGGGCAAGGAUCAUAAUGGCAGAAAUUUUGUGUAAUCAAAUGGGGUUUUGUAUAGACAAAUGGGAAGAAGUUUUGUGCAAGAAGGAAUCAAGAAUCAAGAAAUUGAAUUGGUUUCCUAGUAAACGAAAUCUCAAGAAAUUACAACAGAGAAAAAUGGUAAGAAUGAGAAAUGAGAAAUUAAUGGAAAGAACAGAGGAGGAAAAAUCUAGAUUCAAGAAAGGAGAAAGAAAAGAAGAACUACCGACAGAAAUCCAUGGCCAUGGAUCGUUGGCUCUGAUACCAAUGAUGCAAAUCUAGGAGAAAGUGAACCAGGAAGGGGAGAAAACAUGGAAGACAAGAAUUUAGGAAGGAAAAGAAUGAACAGCGAGAAGAAUCAAGACUUCAUUGACAUUAACAAUACCAAAUUACAGAGUUUGUUCCCAUUUUAUACAAAUCAACCCACCAAACAAUAUUAGACAUGUAUCAGACUGCUUGAAAUUAUUGACAGAAGAUUAAAAGAACAUGAAGGGGAGUUGCUGUAUCAGAAAUUGAAGAAAUUGGAUAAGUUGUUAGAAGAGAAAUUAGAAGGGUUGAAGAAAUUGUCUUUGGAGACAAAAUCCAAAGAUCAAUCUCAAGAUCUGGAGCAAGAAUUUCAAAUUCCUGAAGAUUCAAUCUAGCAAAGUUUUGAGAAUGAUGAUAAUGGUACAAAUGAUGAGAAUAAUCAGGGUUUUGAGAAUGAUAACAUUGCUGAAGCCUCCAGUAAAGUGCAUGAUGAAUGCAUUCAAAGACAAGAGAAGUUGCUGGAAAAAAAGGUUCGGAAAUAGGGAAAAUCGGAGAAGCCUGAUGUCAGUAAACAGAGAUUUCAUGAAGGUCAACUUCUUGGGAAUUCUGAAAAGCCAAGUGAAGAACAAAAUGGCUCAAGCGAGGUUUCCAAUAAGAAUGACAAGGGCACUGAGAUGGAGCAGGAUUUCAUUGCUGAUACAUUUAGUGUGAGCGAGGACUCUGAGAAGGAAAAUGCUGAAGAGGGUGAUAAGGGGCAACCAGAUUAUGCAAGGGGAAAACAGGAGCUGAAUAUAAAGUGAAAGUCCUUUGCUCAAUGACACAAAGGAUGAUUUUGCCUCAGUUAGAAAUGGAAGAAGUGCUGGGUCAGAAAAUAGCAAUAUUGAAGGAGUCUAUUCAAGCUGCACAACCUACAGUAUGUAAACCUGAAAUUUCUUGGAGUAAUGGGAUGGAUGGAGCUUACUAAUUCAAGAGGUCCAUGAUUAUGAGUUCUAUUCUUGUGACUACCUAAUUUCCAUGGAGAAGAGAUAUUGAGAAGGCUGAAGAAGAAAUUACUUUUGAAGAAAGUUGCAUCUGUAAUUCUUAAAGAAGAUGUAUUUGAAAGAUGGAGAACGCAGAGAAAGAAAGGCAACUAUGAUGAAGGAAACUGAUCGGCAUGCUGGUGCUGGUAUAUUUGAGUGGAGUCAACAUUAUGCUUCAUUGUGCUGCAGCAGCAGAAGUCUUUCCUGAAAUCACUCAAGAGGAAACCCAAAAUGUUGGAAUACAUUGACAUCUUUUGAUUCUUUGUGGUUAUUUUCUUGCUGCUGAACAUUGCUGGUAGUUUUCUGGAUAUGGAGGCAACAGUUUCAGUGUUAUAUUUCAGCUUCCCUUAUUAUUGAGGACAAGAAUGAUUUGAAGUGGGGAAUGUUAUGAUUACUAACAAGGGGGAUAAGGGGCUGUAAUUUUAUGGUGAAGAGAGUAAAAUAAGAAGGAUGUAGUUGAGAUGAGCGGGAUGAGGUAGUUAGAUAAGUCAAGUAGCUGUUAUAGUUGGCGGGAACAAUUAGUUGGGCAAGAGAAGUUGUAUAAAUAACUGAAGAGGAUGUAAUAGAAGACUAUCAAAGAAAUAUCAAGAUUUCAGUCAA
Molecule: messenger RNA, 3370 nt
Organism: Hevea brasiliensis (rubber tree)
Lineage: Eukaryota; Viridiplantae; Streptophyta; Magnoliopsida; Malpighiales; Euphorbiaceae
Product: tocopherol cyclase, chloroplastic
Exons: 10
Coding region: 149-1525 (458 amino acids)
Molecular function (GO): tocopherol cyclase activity
Source: RefSeq, a predicted model, not a curated record